This is a messenger RNA of Pygocentrus nattereri (red-bellied piranha), 8664 nucleotides long. It is a transcript of the gene psme4a, whose product is annotated as proteasome activator subunit 4a. Gene Ontology annotation, molecular function: proteasome binding; peptidase activator activity. Gene Ontology annotation, cellular component: nucleus; spermatoproteasome complex; cytosol. The record is from RefSeq and is a predicted model, not a curated record. Bases 369 to 5942 code for a protein of 1857 amino acids. Lineage: Eukaryota; Metazoa; Chordata; Actinopteri; Characiformes; Serrasalmidae. The transcript has 48 exons. Gene Ontology annotation, biological process: proteasomal ubiquitin-independent protein catabolic process.
UGGAGCUCUGUUGUGUUGUUGUUAGACCAGCGUUUGGUUGGUCGCCGCAGAAGUGAACGGUAACUAGCAGUAGGAGCGUCUGAAGGAAGUCGGUCAGAUGACUAAUGAAUGACAGUUAACAGUGCUACAAAAGCUGUGGUCAUUUUUCUGAUAGGGCAGACAUAGAGCGAACGAUGCCAGAGCGCUCAGUCGACUCAAAGAGUCGCCGCAUUUUUUGUUUAACUUUAAAUAGGAGGUUCACUUUUCGCGUAUAAUCUUAGCUUUUGCAAGUCCCUCAUCGUGUCCGAAGCUGAACUGGAACAGAAACAUCUUACAUAGGUAUUUCUGAUAUCGGCGAAGUAGACUAAGCUCGAUUAAACGGCUCUAAUAUGAAAAGAGAAGUCUCUGAAGACUCGGACACGUUAGGCUUCGUUUCCCAGAAAGAAAUUAUUUACAACAGACUUCUGCCUUAUGAGAGCAAAUUAGAUGCAGAGUCAAAUGAAAUACUGGCACAGAUCAAAGGAAACAUUGGUCGGGCCGUCCAACUUAGAGAAAUAUGGCCAGGGGUGCUGUUUUGGACCAGGAAACUUUCCACGUACAUUCGGCUGUAUGGCAGGAAGUUCAGCAAAGAGGACCAUGUUCUGUUUAUCAAGCUCCUGUACGAGCUGGUGACCCUUCCCAAGCUGGAGAUCAGCAUGAUGCAGGGUUUUGCCCGUCUCCUCAUCAGCUUGCUCAAAAAAAGAGAGUUGCUAUCUAGAGAUGACCUGGAAUUACCGUGGAGACCCUUAUACGAGUUACAGGAGAGGAUCCUGUAUUCAAAAACAGAACACCUUGGCCUGAACUGGUUCCCCAGUUCUCUGCGGCCACGCUCUGCUUCUAAGCACAUAAUCAUAAAAAUUGCUCAGAGGUGCUCAGUGGAAGGAGUAUUGAGGGCUUUGGUCAAGAACUGCAGACCCUAUUUCCCUGAGUCAGCUACUCAGGAAAUGCUGGUUGAGUGGAGACCACUGCUGUGUCCGUUUGACGUGACGAUGCAAAGAGCCAUUGGCUACUUUGAGCUUUUUCUGCCCACCACUCUGCCUCCUCACCUACACCACAGAGGCUUCAAAUUAUGGUUUAAGGACCUGAUAGACCUUUGGGUGACUGUACAGAAUCUUCCCGCAUGGGAAAUGCAUCUUGUAGGUCUCUUUGCUCGAUUGGCUAAUGACAACAUUGGCUACAUAGACUGGGAUCCCUAUAUACCCAAGAUUUUUACAAGGAUUUUGAGAAGUCUCAAUCUUCCAGUAGGAUCCAGUCAGACUCUUGUGUCCCGAUACCAGACGAAUGCCUAUGACAUCAGUCAUGUAGCCACAUGGGUCACAGCUUUAUUGGGAGGGCCUGGGAAACAGGCCCAGACUCAACUGAGUGGCCUUUUCAAUAGUAUCAGCUCUUUCUUCCAUCCUUCUAAUCAUGGGCGAUGGUUGAUGAAGUUGAUGAAACUCCUACAGAGAUUGCCAGCAAGUGUGGUGCGGCGGCUACACCGUGAGCGCUACCGCAAGCCCACUUGGUUGGCCCCAGUGCCUGAGAGCCAUCGGCUCACUGAGCAGGACAUCACUGAUUUUGUGUCCAGCAUGAAGCAGUCUGUCCUAUUGGCCAUGUUUAGUAAAACUGGUAGCCUGGAUGCAGCUCAGGCCCUGCAGAACCUGGCUUUACUCCAACCUGAGCUUGUCAUUCCCCCAGUGCUGGAGAAGACGUACCCUGCCAUGGAGACACUGACAGAGCCACACCAGUUAACAGCCACUUUAAGCUGCAUGAUUGCAGUGGCUCGAAGUCUGGUGACAGGUGGCCAGCGAUUCCCCGAGGGUCCCACACACAUGCUGCCCCUGCUCAUGAGGGCAUUGCCUGGCAUUGACCCAAAUGACUUCAGCAAGUGCAUGAUAACAUUCCAGUUUAUAGCUACAUUUACAACUCUUGUGCCCCUGGUGGACUGCUCAUCUGCUGUUCAAGAAAGAAAUGACCUGACCAAGGUGGAGAAAGAGCUAUGCUCAGCCUCAGCAGAGUUUGAGGAUUUUGUUCUUCAGUUCAUGGAUAGGUGUUUUGCACUGAUUGACAGCAGCACUCUAGAGCAGACUCGAGAAGAGAUGGAGACAGAAAAGACUCAUCUGGAGAGCCUAGUGGAGCUGGGCCUGUCCUCCACCUUCAGCACUAUUCUCACCCAGUGCUCCACGGAGAUAUUCCAGGUUGCUUUGGAGAAGGUCUUCAUCUUCGCCACGACCAAUAUCUUUGAGACUCAUGUAGCAGGGAGAAUGGUGGCAGACAUGUGUCGAGCAGCUGCUAAGUGUCAGCCAGAAAAGUCUCUCAAGCUUUUCGUCCCACACUGCUGCAAUGCCAUAAUUCAUAUCACAACCAAUGAGGAGGUGUUGAAUGAUGAGGAAUUGGAUAAAGAUUUGAUGUGGAACCUGCAACUGUUAUCUGAGGUCACUCGGGUGGAUGGAGAUAAACUGUUGCCUUACAGUGCUCAGCUUGUGCAGAUUCUUCAGCUUACAUUGCACCUGAAGAGUAAGCAGGGCUACAGUCUAGCCUGCAGUCUGCUGUACUACACACUGCGCUCCACAGCCCUUAUCUAUCCCAUUGAGUACUGCAGCGUACCUGGCGGAUUCCAGCAGCCCCACCACCAGCACCUGCCCAUCAAGGACUGGGGGCGACCAGGGGAUCUGUUGAACUUGGCCAUCCAGUGGCACAUGCCCAGUGAGGAAGAGAAAAGUUUUGUGUUUAACACUCUGGACCUGCUUCUGCAAAAUGAACUAAAGCAACUGCAGAGGCAUGUGCAGGGAGAGCAAGAGAUGAGCAGGGAUGAUAUACUGCAGAGUCUGUCCAUAGUGCAUCACUGCCUUCUGGGUGCUGGCAGCCUUCUGCCUCCACUGCGUGGAGAACCGGUGCCGGAGCUUGUCCAUAGUAUGGUGCAACUCUGUGAGACAAAUCUGUACACUGGUGUGGAAUAUGACAUGUCAAGACAGAACUACAGAGAGGUCAUCUGUACAGUGAUAAGACAGCUGCUGCACCACAUCCUUGAUCACUCUGAGGAUGACACCAAAUCACUGUUUUCCAUCAUAAAGGUCAUAAAUGACCUACUGCACUUCAGAGGCUCACAUAAACAUGAAUUUGAGUCACGUUGGAAGAGCUUCAGCCUGGUUAAGAAAUCCAUGGAGAACCGGCUCCAUGGAAGCAAACAACACAUUCGAGCAUUGCUCAUCGACAGAGUAAUGCUACAACAUGAGCUAAGGAAUUUGACAGUGGAGGGCUGCAAGUACCUCACUGUUCACCAGAAUCUCAUAAAGGACUUGCUCCGACUGUCCACCACCACUUACAGUCAGGUGAGGAGUAAAGCUCAGAGUGUGCUCUUUACUGCCCUGGGAACCUACAACUUCUGCUGCCGAGAUAUAAUCCCUCGAGUGCUGGAAUACCUGGACCCUACCCGCACCAACGUCACCCAACAGCAAUUUAAAGGUGCCUUGUACUGUCUUCUUGGGAACCACAAUGGAGUGUGCUUGGCUAAUCUUCAGUACUGGGACUGCAUAGCACUAAUGUGGCCCGCUAUUGUGCGCUCUGGUCUCUGUCCCACCAUGUAUCUGGAGAAGCCCUCGGUAGUGCGACUCUUUGACGAUCUCGCCGACAAAAUUCACCGUCAGUUUGAGACCAUCAGCAUUGACUUCUCUAUACCUCAGAGUUGUCUGGACGUGGCCAUGAAGAUCCUGAACUCCACUUACCCAAAGCCAAGCCUGAGUGUGGCCACUGAAGAGGAGGAACUGGAGGGCAUUCAGAGGCAAGAACAGAAGAACAGAGACUCAGCACAGAAAUACAAGAAGCUAGUUGAAGAUCUUUUGGACUGCAUCAGUCACAGAAAUAUGCCCUGGAAGUUUGAGCAUAUUGCCAUUGGUUUCCUGUCCCUGAUGCUUAGAGACGACUGCUGUCUACCUUCUCGUGCUGUCCUCUUCUUCGUUCAAAGUCUCAACCAUGACUCCCUCUUAGUCCGCAAGGUUGCAAUAUCAGCUUUAGCUGGCAUCUUGAAGCAGCUGAAGAGACCACGUAAAAAGGUGUCAGUUAGUCCAUAUGACCUCUCUGAGCUCAAAACAUCUCUAGAAUCAUGGAGAGGUAAGCAUGCAGACUCGAUGGUAUCAGGAGACAGGCCUGAUAACCAGUGGCUGCAGUACAACAGCAGCAGACUGCCUCGCUCCCAGCAGGACUGGGACAAGUGCUGCUUCAUAGAGAAAACUCACUGGGGCUACUCCACCUGGCCACGGAAACUGAUGUUGCAUGCACCUUUUGAAGAGCAACCCAAACAAGGCAAAACCAGAGAGGAAAUGACAGAGAGGGAGCAGAUCAUCUAUGAUCAUUUCUCCGACCCCAUCUUCGUAGACCAGCUCAUUCAGUAUCUCUCACUGGAAGACCGGAAGGGUAAAGACAAGUUCAGCCCUCGCCGCUUCUGCCUCUUCAAGGGUCUUUUCCGGAAUUUCGAUGACAGCUUCCUGCCAGUGCUGAAGCCACAUAUGGAGCAGCUGGUAGGAGACACACAUGAGAGCAAACAGCGCUGUGUAGCUGAGAUUAUCUCUGGCCUCAUCAGAGGAUCAAAACACUGGAGCUACAGCAAGGUGGAAAAGCUGUGGGCUAUGCUCUGUCCUAUCCUCCGUACUGCACUUUCUAAUAUUACCAUUGAAACAUAUGGUGACUGGGGCACCUGCAUUGCCACUGCUUGUGAGAGCAGAGACCCACGGAAGCUGCACUGGCUGUUUGAAUUGCUAAUGGAGUCUCCUGUCAAUGGAGAGGGAGGCUCCUUUGUUGAUGCCUGUCGUUUGUAUGUACUGCAGGGAGGCCUUGCUCAGCAGGAGUGGAGAGUUCCAGAACUGCUUCACAGACUGCUGCAGUAUCUAGAACCCAAACUCACACAGGUCUAUAAAAACGUACGCGAACGCAUUGGCAGCGUGCUCACCUACAUCUUUAUGAUUGAUGUGAAUCUGCCACACACACAGCCCACCACCUCUCCACACAUUGCUGAUUUCACGGCCCGCAUGCUGUCCCGCCUCAAACCACUGCUGGAGUCCGAGGGAGAGAUCCAGAACCAUGUGCUGGAUGAUAACACUGAGGAACAGGAUGAGAGGACCCAGGCCAUCAAGCUGUUCAAAACUGUGCUGAAGUGGCUGAUGACAAGUGCAGGACGCACUUUCUCCUCAGCUCUCCCAGAACAGCUCCAACUUCUGCCUCUUCUAUUCAAAAUCGCUCCUGUGGAGAAUGAUGACAGUUUUGAUGAGAUGAAGACAGAUGCUAAGACAUGCCUCUCUUUGAUGUCUCAGGGUCUACUGUACACAGAACAGAUCCCACAAGUCCUCAGCACUCUACAGGAGAUUUCGAAGAGCAGCUCGUGGCACGCUCGCUACACUGUGCUCACCUACCUGCAGAUCAUGGUGUUCUACAAUCUGUUCACUUUCCUCAGCGAGCCCAAGGCUGUCAGCCAGGUUCGGGCACUCGUUUUAGAGCUGCUGGAGGAUGAGCAGUUGGAGGUGAGGGAAAUGGCUGCUACUACUCUGAGUGGUUUCCUGCAGUGUAAUUUCCUGUUGAUGGAUAAACACAUGCAAGCUCAUUUUGAGACCCUCAGUAAGACCCAGCUGCCAAAUCGCAGGAGGAGGGUACUGGGCUCUGUGGUGGACACCAUUCCUUCUGCUGAACUGGUACGGCGGCAUGCUGGAGUUUUGGGUCUGAGUGCCUGUGUCCUCUCUAGACCAUAUGACGUCCCCACCUGGAUGCCCCAGAUCCUCAUGGACCUCAGCGCUCAUCUAAAUGAAACGCAGCCCAUCGGGAUGACCGUGAGGAAAACCCUCUCUGACUUCCGUCGGACUCAUCAUGAUAACUGGCAGGAGCACAAGCAGCAGUUCACUGAUGACCAGCUUCUAGUGCUCACUGACCUGCUGGUCUCACCAUGCUACUAUGCCUAAACUCAGGACAUUGUGCAGCUCUUCACUGGAGACGUCGAGCUCACACAAGGAAGGAGCUGCUUGAUAACAAACUUUUCAAUGACAUAUAAUGAGGUGUACUAAAAUAGCAAAGUGUGUUUUUAUUCUGAUAUGCUUAAUAUUUAAGAUUUAACCAUUAGCAGGGAUGACUGGCCUGCAGUGUGUAAUAUUCCUGUACAGAUUAAUUUUCUGAUUAUGGGGAGCAUGCCUGUGUUUGCUUUGGAGAAAUAAUUUUUUACUUCUUAGUUUGGACAGUUUGAGUCUAUUUGAUGCACUGUGCACUGUUUGAUUCUAUUUGAUGCUGUCUGGUGGUUUGUGUACUGCAAAAAAUCUAUUUACACUACUGUGCAAAAGUCAAAACCUUUCAUUUAGUAGAAAUUACACUUGCAUAAGGAAGAGGAAAGUCAAAUGAGUGAAAAAGCAGGAGUUUCCCAGACGAAUUAUUAAAAGGCUCAGAAAAACUGGGACCUUAUAGAACUGCCAGAACUGUCGCCAUCAGUUAAACAGUACUUAAAGCUUUCAUCUUUGAGAGAUCUUUGCAGAUCGAACAUAGACAUGUUGGUGUUUUCAGAACCAAGGAAUGUUCACCCCAGAGCUCAACAUCAUUUAAUGUGUUUGCGAUUGCUUGGAUUAUAAGAUAUAGAAAAUACAACCAACUGAACUUUGGAAGUGUGAAAAAUAUCCCUGAAGAUGAAAAACUAAGCAAGUCUCCCCAAAAAAAAUGGAAGCUGUAAUAAAGGCAAAACCUGGGUGCACAGCCUUGUUAAGCCUUCUGGGUUUUUUUGUUUGUUUGUUUGUUUGUUUUUUUGAUAUGCUACUUAAAGGCCGUUUUAAUAGAAAGUUCAAUAAAUGAAGACUGCUGUCCGACUUUUGCACAGUGCUGUAUGUAUUUGAACAUAUAUUUUCCAGUGGUACGUACUUAUGUAUUACAGUAUUUAUUUGUUUUAUUUAAGAUAUAUUUUGAAGCCAUAAUAAUUGCUUAAUGGUUUUGGGGUUUUGGGCUUUAUGAUCAUGUUCCCUAGCCUUAGUUGUGAGAGUAUUAUUAUUAUUAUUAGUACAUUUUUUACAUUUUUAUUAUUUUGUUACAGCAAAGCAGAGAAAAAGACAGAGAGAGUGUGUUUGCAUAUGAAUGAGCAUGAGGAAGACAAAGGGCGUCUCUUAUCUUGAUGCAGUGUCAUUAGCUUGAAGUGUGUGUGUGUGUGUGUGUGUGUGUGUGUGUGUGUGUGUGUGUGUGUGUGUGUGUGUGUGUGUGUGUGUGUGUGAGAGAGUUGCCAUGUAUUUGAGAGCAGUGUCAUUAAAAUGGAUGCAGUGACUAAAGACCCUUUUAAGCUCCAUGCACUACUUCAUCUCUGCUAUCUCUCUUUGUUUUUACGUACAGCAUGUCUUUUAUUAUCAGAGUAGGUACAAAGAAGGAACACUUAGCACUGAAAUGUUAAAUCCAUCUCAUUGUAUUUAUUUUAUGACAAACUCUGAACACAGUGGAAGCUUAACAUCCACCCACACUAUGAAACGAGAAUGUGCUUAAAGGUAAACUUUUGUUUUUCAGCCUAAUCUCUUUCUGCAGCACCUGUAGUACACACUCAGUUAACAUGAACGUUCCCCUUGAUGCAGUUUCUUUUGCUUGGAAGAAAACAGAAAGCAACACUUAUAGUAGAAGUCAAAGGGCACUUGCUUUAGCAUCUGUUCACUGGCUUCUAUUACAAGAGUGCUUUAAGAAAGGCGUUUAUAAUUCCACCAAAUUUUCAAAAUGUCUCUGUAAUUCAGAGUGGUUUAUUGUGGACAAGCUUACCGAAUCAGAUUUCUUCACAUUGGUGGUGAUGGGAACGAGGGCUACAUCUACAAAACAAAUACAGCCAUUUUAUUUACUGUCCCGAAUGACCAGUGAACCUAAACAUGUUCUACGUUCUUGCAUGUAAGGUUAAUAACUAAAACAGUGAAGCUGAAAAAGUUUUCCAUCACUUCCCACAACUUUUGGCUCAAAAUAUUAUCUCAGACCUAUCACAAAGCACCAGGGAGUGUAUUCUUUAUAAUAACUUGUAAUAACAGGAGAUUUCACAUCAAACCGCAUGGAAGGUGGUUUUCAUCAUAAAUAUGUAAUUAUGCAAAGAUUAUGUUUAUAAAAUAAGCGGAAUUCCCCUUUAACAGGUUUUUGGUAAAGGGAGAGGCACAGAAUUGUCCAUGGCAAGUGAGGCUUCUGAUGUGGCACAUGGAGAUUAGGUUGAAAAACACUGGAGUAUUCUUUUUUUGUGUAGUUAAACGAGUCAGCGGACACUGUAAAUGAUAAAAGCAGGUCUACCAUGGACAUAAAAAUGAAAGAAAAUUGUCUUUCAUGUGUACAGACUAUGGAAUGUGAAGUCCAGGAUGAUGCUGCUUCAGUUAGCAGACAUGAAAAAUCAUCUUUAUAUGUAAACCACCCUGAGAAUCACUCUUUACACAGACCAUGCUUAUUUAGGUUUUACUCAUACUACUCAACCCUUUACACACUAACAAUAUUAACCACCCAGGAAAGACUUUCUAGUAAAAAGUACACUGCUGUUACAUUCGCCUGUGUGCAGUUCUGACCCUCAGUAUAUACAGUCGUGCCAUAUCUGCAGUGUUCUAUUUCUUUAUCUGUUUGUUUUUCAAAAAAUGGCAUUUACCUGAUAUUCAUAGGUAAACAAAAGGCUGUGCUGUUGUUUGUAAUAAAGCAUAACAUGCAGGCUUA